AUGUUUGCCCAGGAGUUUGUGCUGAAACAACGGACAGAGAUACUAAAUGCACUGUGCAGCAGUGGCUCAGCUGAACUUCUGGAAAGAGUUCUGGAUCUAAUGCUGGCCCAGGGGGAGCUUGUGUGGGAGGAAUACCAGAAUGUACAGGUACCGGGUAGAACUCUGUAUACCAAUGCCCGACACUUGCUCGACCUGGUUUACACGAAGGGCGUGGACACCUGCGAAAUAUUCCUCGCAGCUUUCAAACAGGUCGUGCCAGAAGGGCAGGGGACUGACCUCCACUCCUCAGGAUGCUGUUCAGGUCCCGAAAAGAAAGACGCAUCUCAGAUCACAGCGACCCAAACCCUAUUGAUUGAUAGACCGAGCCUUGUCAGCAGCCUACAGGACUGCAUUGCCGGUGCUUUAGAGGCUCUCACUGUGUCCGGAACCUUCACCUCAGCAGACUGUGAUGACGUACAGCUUCCUAUACACACCCCCUCUCAGCAGGCAAGGCGUUUGCUUGAUCAUGUCAGAUCAAAGGGCGAGUCAGCGGCAAAGGUGGUACUGCAUCAUAUUCAGCAGCAGGGAUCUGGAGCAUCACGGACCCAAGAGAAACUGACACCACCAAAAGAGUUGUUCAAGUACCAGAAGAAGCUGAGCAGUUCCGUGUCUGCCCAGUCCUGUUUUCUCAGUACUUAUGGAGGGACCAGCCACAUCUCCUUGGAUGACAUCUACACUGAGGGCCAGCUGGAAUUAGCUCAUGACUGUGCUGAUGCACAUGGACCUUUGGACUUGGAGGACAUAAUCGGUGCAGUGGGUACAGUUAACAAGGAGGCUGAUACGGUGCUGGUGUCUGGUGAGGCAGGCAGUGGGAAGAGCACCCUACUCCAGAGGCUGCACUUGCUCUGGGCUCGUGGGGCAGCCCUCCGGGACUUCCUUCUCCUGUUCCCAUUCAGCUGUCGCAGGUUGAACUCGGAGCACCGGGAACUGUCUGUCCAAGAGUUGCUGUUUCAGCAUUGCUGCUGGCCAGACAAGGAGCAGGAGGAGAUUUUCCAGUUCAUCCUGGACCACCCACAUCUCACCCUCUUCACUUUUGAUGGCCUGGAUGAGCUCAAGCAGAGGUUUUCAGACGAGCACAGGCUCUGCUGCCCCACCCAGCGUGCACCUGUUCAGAUACUAUUAUUCAACCUAAUGCAAGGAUCACUAAUGAAGGGGGUGUGGAAAGUGGUAACUAGUCGUCCAGAGGCAGUGGGGCCUUUGCUGAGAAAACACCUUCGCAAAGAGGUCUUUCUGAAAGGUUUCUCCCCAAGUGGGAUUAACUGUUUUGUGAAGAAGCAUCACAGUGACCCAACUGUGGCUGCUAAGGUUUUGGAGUCCCUGCAGACAAACACAGCUUUACUUGGACUGUGUCAUAGUCCAGUCCUCUGCUGGAUUGUGUCACAGUGCCAUAAGGAGUUGCUGGGCGGUGGAGAGGGUAGUCUACAAACAAUCACAGACGUUUAUAUGAUGAUCUUGCAGCACUUUUUACAGCGCCGAAGCACCCUGAAAAAUGCCACGGGGUCCGGUUGGCUUCAGGAGGACCUAAAAACAGUCUUGCAUCUAGGACAGCUUGCGUUUGAUGCCAUAGGAACCACCUGUUAUAUCUUCUCAUGUACAGAUCUGAAGACAUGCGGUGUAACUGAAAAGGAUAUCGGUCUGGGCUUUCUCAUUCAAAGCAAAUAUAUGUCCUCUUCCAACAGUAAACACUAUGAAUUCCUUCAUCUGACUAUGCAGUGUUUCUUUGCUGCUCUGUACAUUGUUUUGUCGAGUCACACUGACCGUGCUAUCCUCAAGCUCUUCGAGCUGCAGGACAUGAGAGAGACAAGUCAGAAAGGCCAAUGCUUCUGGGCCUGCUUGCCCACCACUGCCCAACAACAGCAGACUCAAGGGGCAGAAGCUUCAGCAGCCGAAACAACAAAUCUUCAAAUCACGGCCACCUUUGUGUCUGGAUUACUGUCCCCGCACCAUCGGAGCCUGUGGCUCUUCUGCUGCCCCAGUUCUGUGAUGGAAAAAAAGAUCAAACAGGUUUCGAGAUGCCUGUCCAAAGGGAUGCAGAAACACUUCAAGUCUAUCCCUCAACCUGUAGCAGGGGAGAAAAAGAGCAUGCACGCCAUGCCCGGCUUUGUCUGGCUUAUCAAAUGCAUCUAUGAGAUGCAGGAGAACAGAAUUGCCAAAGAUGCUAUCAGUAAGCUGGAUGUAGACCACCUGAAACUGACCUACUGUGACAUUGGUCCUGUGGAGUGCACUGCACUGGCCUAUGUGCUCCAGCACUUAAGGAAACCUGUCGGCCUCCAGCUGGACAACAACUCUGUAGGUGAUGUUGGAGUGGAGCAGCUGCUUCCCUGCAUGCAUAUUUGUAGUUCCCUGUACCUCAGAAAUAACAACAUCACAGAUCAGGGCAUCUGCAAACUGAUCGCUAAAGGUAUCCAGUGUGAAAACUUCCAGAAAAUUGCGCUCUUCAACAACAAGUUAACUGAUGCCUGCACUCAGCACUUUUCUCAUCUUCUGAAGACCAAGCAGAAUUUCGUCUCUCUGAGGCUGGGCAACAACAACAUCACAGCAGAAGGAGCAAAGCAGCUUGCAGAGGGGCUGAAAGUCAAUCGUUCACUCAAAUAUUUAGGGCUUUGGGCCAAUAAGAUAGGUGAUGCAGGAGCAGAAGCCAUGGCCAAAGCACUAGAGCACAGUCAAUCUCUGAUUUGGUUUAGCCUGGUGGGUAACGGAGUAGGGGAUGCAGGAGCGUGUGCCCUCGCCAACAUUAUCAAGAACAGCUCGUCACUGCAAGAGCUUUGGCUGACAGAAAACUGCAUAACGAGAACGGGAGUGGAAUGUCUGAUUCAAGCCCUGGAACACAAUGCACACAUGAAAUCAAUAUGGUUGAGAAACAAUGACCUCAGUUCGGCAGAGGAGGAAGAGAUGACGCAACGUGAACCGAGACUGGUUUUCUGA
This is a messenger RNA of Limanda limanda (common dab), 2964 nucleotides long. It is a transcript of the gene nod2, whose product is annotated as nucleotide-binding oligomerization domain containing 2. Gene Ontology annotation, molecular function: protein binding. Gene Ontology annotation, cellular component: cytosol. The transcript has 10 exons. Gene Ontology annotation, biological process: positive regulation of canonical NF-kappaB signal transduction; defense response to bacterium; response to muramyl dipeptide. The coding region runs from base 1 to 2964 and encodes 987 amino acids. The record is from RefSeq and is a predicted model, not a curated record. Lineage: Eukaryota; Metazoa; Chordata; Actinopteri; Pleuronectiformes; Pleuronectidae.